UGGAGGAAAUACAACGACACAAACCAAAUCUUCAAAGUACACUGCCAUGAGUAAUUCGGAAAAUUUUUACCAUCAAGAAAAUUUCACAUCAGAGCUCAGUGCGCAAAAAACUUCCGGACGCAGAGGAACAUGGACUAUAGAAGAUGCAGAAGAUCAUUUAAAUCGCCGUGAAUCAUAUACAAUCGAACGCAGUAGUACCACGCAAGAAACAUCUGAUCGAAGACUGACAUGGACGAAGGAAGAUUUCGAAAAACUUGAUAUUGCAAAGCUUAAAACCGAUUAUGUACGACCGAAGCCUAUCAAGCAUGAAGAUAACCUACGUCCGGAGGGAGACUUCACUGUUCCAGAGCGAGUCGGCUAUGUGCCAGGUGAACGAGUAAAACCAAUAAGACAUGAUGAUAACCUUCGUCCGGAGGGCGAGUUCUCUACUCCAGAAAAACCCCAGUACAGACCGGCCGAGCGUCCGAAGCAAAUCAAACCUGAGGACAAUCUACGUACCGAAGGAGCGUUCCAGUCUCCUGAACGUCCGGAAUAUCGCCCUGGCGAGCGUCCGAAGCCGGUGCGUCAUGAUGAUAACCUACGUCCGGAAGGAGACUUUGAACGUCCUGAGAAGGCUCCAUUCCGACCGGCCGAGCGUCCGAAGCAAAUCAAGCCGGAGGACAAUCUUCGUCCUGAAGGAGCGUUCCAGUCUCCUGAACGUCCGGAAUAUCGUCCUGGAGAGCGUCCGAAGCCGGUGCGUCAUGAUGAUAACCUUCGUCCUGAAGGAGACUUCGAACGUCCUGAGAAGGCUCCAUUCCGACCGGCCGAGCGUCCGAAACAGGUUCGACCGGAAGACAACCUUCGUCCAGAGGGAGAUUUCCAGAAGCCUGAGAAGCCCCAAUACAGACCGGCCGAGCGUCCGAAGCAAAUCAAGCCGGAGGACAAUCUUCGUCCUGAAGGAGCGUUCCAGUCUCCUGAACGUCCGGAAUAUCGUCCUGGAGAGCGUCCGAAGCCGGUGCGUCAUGAUGAUAACCUUCGUCCUGAAGGAGACUUCGAACGUCCUGAGAAGGCUCCAUUCCGACCGGCCGAGCGUCCGAAGCAAAUCAAGCCGGAGGACAAUCUUCGUUCUGAAGGAGCGUUCCAGUCUCCUGAACGUCCGGAAUAUCGUCCUGGAGAGCGUCCGAAGCCGGUGCGUCAUGAUGAUAACCUUCGUCCUGAAGGAGACUUCGAACGUCCUGAGAAGGCUCCAUUCCGACCGGCCGAGCGUCCGAAGCAAAUCAAGCCGGAGGACAAUCUUCGUCCUGAAGGAGCGUUCCAGUCUCCUGAACGUCCGGAAUAUCGUCCUGGAGAGCGUCCGAAGCCGGUGCGUCAUGAUGAUAACCUUCGUCCUGAAGGAGACUUCGAACGUCCUGAGAAGGCUCCAUUCCGACCGGCUGAGCGUCCGAAACAGGUUCGACCGGAAGACAACCUUCGUCCAGAGGGAGAUUUCCAGAAGCCUGAGAAGCCGCAAUACAGACCGGCCGAGCGUCCGAAGCAAAUCAAGCCGGAGGACAAUCUUCGUCCUGAAGGAGCGUUCCAGUCUCCUGAACGUCCGGAAUAUCGUCCUGGAGAGCGUCCGAAGCCGGUGCGUCAUGAUGAUAACCUUCGUCCUGAAGGCAACUUUGAACGUCCUGAGAAGGCUCCAUUCCGACCGGCCGAGCGUCCGAAGCAAAUCAAGCCGGAGGACAAUCUUCGUCCUGAAGGAGCGUUCCAGUCUCCUGAACGUCCGGAAUAUCGUCCUGGAGAGCGUCCGAAGCCGGUGCGUCAUGAUGAUAACCUUCGUCCGGAAGGCAACUUUGAACGUCCUGAGAAGACUCCAUUCCGACCGGCCGAGCGUCCGAAACAGGUUCGACCGGAAGACAACCUUCGUCCGGAGGGAGACUUCGAGAAGCCAGAGAAGCCUCAGUACAGACCGGCCGAGCGUCCGAAGCAAAUCAAGCCGGAGGACAAUCUUCGUCCGGAAGGAGAGUUCCAAUCACCAGAGCGUCCAGAGUAUCGUCCUGGAGAGCGUCCGAAGCCGGUGCGUCAUGAUGAUAACCUACGUCCUGAAGGAGACUUCGAACGUCCUGAGAAGGCUCCAUUCCGACCGGCUGAACGUCCGAAGCAGGUUCGACCAGAAGACAAUCUUCGUCCGGAGGGCGAGUUCUCUACUCCAGAGAAGCCUCAAUACAGACCGGCCGAGCGUCCGAAGCAGGUUCGACCCGAGGAUAAUCUCAGACCUGAAGGAGAUUUCGAAACGCCAGAGAAGCCUCAGUACAGACCAGCCGAGCGUCCCAAACAAGUACGGCCACAAGAUAAUCUCAAACCAGAAGGCGAUUUCGAAAGACCGCAACCUACAAUUGUUGGAAAGGCGGAGAGAGCUCAAAUCGUUCGACAUGAAGAUAAUCUCUACAUGGAAGGCAACUUUGAACGUACAGAGAAAACGGUAUUCAUUUCUGGUGAGCGACCUAGGCCCAUACGUCCUGAUGAUAACCUUCGUCCGGAGGGAGACUUCGAACGUCCUGAGAAGGCUCCAUUCCGACCGGCCGAGCGUCCGAAGCAAGUUCGACCCGAGGAUAACCUAAGACCUGAGGGAGACUUCGAGAAGCCUGAGAAGCCCCAGUACAGACCGGCCGAGCGUCCGAAGCAAAUCAAGCCGGAGGACAAUCUUCGUCCGGAAGGAGAGUUCCAGUCUCCUGAACGUCCGGAAUAUCGUCCUGGAGAGCGUCCGAAGCCGGUACGUCAUGAUGAUAACCUUCGUCCGGAGGGAGACUUCGAACGUCCUGAGAAGGCUCCAUUCCGACCGGCCGAGCGUCCGAAGCAAGUUCGACCAGAAGACAAUCUUCGUCCAGAGGGCGAGUUCUCUACUCCAGAGAAGCCUCAAUACAGACCGGCUGAGCGUCCGAAGCAGGUUCGACCCGAGGAUAAUCUCAGACCUGAAGGAGAUUUCGAAACGCCAGAGAAGCCUCAGUACAGACCAGCCGAGCGUCCCAAACAAGUACGGCCACAAGAUAAUCUCAAACCAGAAGGCGAUUUCGAAAGACCGCAACCUACAAUUGUUGGAAAGGCGGAGAGAGCUCAAAUCGUUCGACAUGAAGAUAAUCUCUACAUGGAAGGCAACUUUGAACGUACAGAGAAAACGGUAUUCAUUUCUGGUGAGCGACCUAGGCCCAUACGUCCUGAUGAUAACCUUCGUCCGGAGGGAGACUUCGAACGUCCUGAGAAGGCUCCAUUCCGACCGGCCGAGCGUCCGAAGCAAGUUCGACCCGAGGAUAACCUAAGACCUGAGGGAGACUUCGAGAAGCCUGAGAAGCCCCAGUACAGACCGGCCGAGCGUCCGAAGCAAAUCAAGCCGGAGGACAAUCUUCGUCCGGAAGGAGAGUUCCAGUCUCCUGAACGUCCGGAAUAUCGUCCUGGAGAGCGUCCGAAGCCGGUACGUCAUGAUGAUAACCUUCGUCCGGAAGGCAACUUUGAACGUCCUGAGAAGACUCCAUUCCGACCGGCAGAACGUCCGAAGCAAGUUCGACCCGAGGAUAACCUAAGACCUGAGGGAGACUUCGAGAAGCCUGAGAAGCCCCAAUACAGACCGGCCGAGCGUCCGAAGCAAAUCAAGCCGGAGGACAAUCUUCGUCCUGAAGGAGCGUUCCAGUCUCCUGAACGUCCGGAAUAUCGUCCUGGAGAGCGUCCGAAGCCGGUGCGUCAUGAUGAUAACCUUCGUCCUGAAGGAGACUUCGAACGUCCUGAGAAGACUCCAUUCCGACCGGCAGAACGUCCGAAGCAAGUUCGACCAGAAGACAAUCUUCGUCCGGAGGGCGAGUUCUCUACUCCAGAGAAGCCUCAAUACAGACCGGCCGAGCGUCCGAAGCAGGUUCGACCCGAGGAUAAUCUCAGACCUGAAGGAGAUUUCGAAACGCCAGAGAAGCCUCAGUACAGACCAGCCGAGCGUCCCAAACAAGUACGGCCACAAGAUAAUCUCAAACCAGAAGGCGAUUUCGAAAGACCGCAACCUACAAUUGUUGGAAAGGCGGAGAGAGCUCAAAUCGUUCGACAUGAAGAUAAUCUCUACAUGGAAGGCAACUUUGAACGUACAGAGAAAACGGUAUUCAUUUCUGGUGAGCGACCUAGGCCCAUACGUCCUGAUGAUAACCUUCGUCCGGAGGGAGACUUCGAACGUCCUGAGAAGGCUCCAUUCCGACCGGCCGAGCGUCCGAAGCAAGUUCGACCCGAGGAUAACCUAAGACCUGAGGGAGACUUCGAGAAGCCUGAGAAGCCCCAGUACAGACCGGCCGAGCGUCCGAAGCAAAUCAAGCCGGAGGACAAUCUUCGUCCGGAAGGAGAGUUCCAGUCUCCUGAACGUCCGGAAUAUCGUCCUGGAGAGCGUCCGAAGCCGGUACGUCAUGAUGAUAACCUUCGUCCGGAAGGCAACUUUGAACGUCCUGAGAAGACUCCAUUCCGACCGGCAGAACGUCCGAAGCAAGUUCGACCCGAGGAUAACCUAAGACCUGAGGGAGACUUCGAGAAGCCUGAGAAGCCCCAGUACAGACCGGCCGAGCGUCCGAAGCAAAUCAAGCCGGAGGACAAUCUUCGUCCGGAAGGAGAGUUCCAGUCUCCUGAACGUCCGGAAUAUCGUCCUGGAGAGCGUCCGAAGCCGGUGCGACAUGAUGAUAACCUUCGUCCGGAGGGAGACUUCGAACGUCCUGAGAAGGCUCCAUUCCGACCGGCCGAGCGUCCGAAGCAAGUUCGACCAGAAGACAAUCUUCGUCCAGAGGGCGAGUUCUCUACUCCAGAGAAGCCUCAAUACAGACCGGCCGAGCGUCCGAAGCAGGUUCGACCCGAGGAUAAUCUCAGACCUGAAGGAGAUUUCGAAACGCCAGAGAAGCCUCAGUACAGACCAGCCGAGCGUCCCAAACAAGUACGGCCACAAGAUAAUCUCAAACCAGAAGGCGAUUUCGAAAGACCGCAACCUACAAUUGUUGGAAAGGCGGAGAGAGCUCAAAUCGUUCGACAUGAAGAUAAUCUCUACAUGGAAGGCAACUUUGAACGUACAGAGAAAACGGUAUUCAUUUCUGGUGAGCGACCUAGGCCCAUACGUCCUGAUGAUAACCUUCGUCCGGAGGGAGACUUCGAACGUCCUGAGAAGGCUCCAUUCCGACCGGCCGAGCGUCCGAAGCAAGUUCGACCCGAGGAUAACCUAAGACCUGAGGGAGACUUCGAGAAGCCUGAGAAGCCCCAGUACAGACCGGCCGAGCGUCCGAAGCAAAUCAAGCCGGAGGACAAUCUUCGUCCGGAAGGAGAGUUCCAGUCUCCUGAACGUCCGGAAUAUCGUCCUGGAGAGCGUCCGAAGCCGGUACGUCAUGAUGAUAACCUUCGUCCGGAAGGCAACUUUGAACGUCCUGAGAAGACUCCAUUCCGACCGGCUGAACGUCCGAAGCAAGUUCGACCAGAUGACAAUCUUCGUCCGGAAGGCGAGUUCUCUACUCCAGAGAAGCCUCAAUACAGACCGGCCGAGCGUCCGAAGCAGGUUCGACCCGAGGAUAAUCUCAGACCUGAAGGAGAUUUCGAAACGCCAGAGAAGCCUCAGUACAGACCAGCCGAGCGUCCCAAACAAGUACGGCCACAAGAUAAUCUCAAACCAGAAGGCGAUUUCGAAAGACCGCAACCUACAAUUGUUGGAAAGGCGGAGAGAGCUCAAAUCGUUCGACAUGAAGAUAAUCUCUACAUGGAAGGCAACUUUGAACGUACAGAGAAAACGGUAUUCAUUUCUGGUGAGCGACCUAGGCCCAUACGUCCUGAUGAUAACCUUCGUCCGGAGGGAGACUUCGAACGUCCUGAGAAGGCUCCAUUCCGACCGGCCGAGCGUCCGAAGCAAGUUCGACCCGAGGAUAACCUAAGACCUGAGGGAGACUUCGAGAAGCCUGAGAAGCCCCAGUACAGACCGGCCGAGCGUCCGAAGCAAAUCAAGCCGGAGGACAAUCUUCGUCCGGAAGGAGAGUUCCAGUCUCCUGAACGUCCGGAAUAUCGUCCUGGAGAGCGUCCGAAGCCGGUACGUCAUGAUGAUAACCUUCGUCCGGAGGGAGACUUCGAUCGUCCUGAGAAGGCUCCAUUCCGACCGGCCGAGCGUCCGAAGCAAGUUCGACCCGAGGAUAACCUAAGACCUGAGGGAGACUUCGAGAAGCCUGAGAAGCCCCAAUACAGACCGGCCGAGCGUCCGAAGCAAAUCAAGCCGGAGGACAAUCUUCGUCCUGAAGGAGAGUUCCAGUCUCCUGAACGUCCGGAAUAUCGUCCUGGAGAGCGUCCGAAGCCGGUACGUCAUGAUGAUAACCUUCGUCCGGAGGGAGACUUCGAACGUCCUGAGAAGGCUCCAUUCCGACCGGCCGAGCGUCCGAAGCAAGUUCGACCCGAGGAUAACCUAAGACCUGAGGGAGACUUCGAGAAGCCUGAGAAGCCCCAAUACAGACCGGCCGAGCGUCCGAAGCAAAUCAAGCCGGAGGACAAUCUUCGUCCUGAAGGAGCGUUCCAGUCUCCUGAACGUCCGGAAUAUCGUCCUGGAGAGCGUCCGAAGCCAGUGCGUCAUGAUGAUAACCUUCGUCCGGAGGGAGACUUCGAACGUCCUGAAAAGGCUCCAUUCCGACCGGCCGAGCGUCCAAAGCAGAUCAAACCUGAGGACAAUCUUCGUACAGAAGGUGCGUUCCAGUCUCCUGAACGUCCGGAAUAUCGUCCUGGAGAGCGUCCGAAGCCGGUGCGUCAUGAUGAUAACCUUCGUCCGGAAGGCAACUUUGAACGUCCUGAGAAGACUCCAUUCCGACCGGCAGAACGUCCGAAGCAGAUCAAACCUGAGGACAAUCUUCGUACCGAAGGUGCGUUCCAGUCUCCUGAACGUCCGGAAUAUCGUCCUGGAGAGCGUCCGAAGCCGGUGCGUCAUGAUGAUAACCUUCGUCCGGAGGGUGAUUUUGAACGCCCCGAAAAGUCUCCAUUCCGACCGGCCGAGCGUCCGAAACAGGUUCGUCCUGAGGAUAAUUUACGUUCGGAAGGUAAUUUCGAGAAGCCUGAGAAGCCGCAGUACCGUCCUGCAGAAAGACCAAAGCAAGUGAAACCACAGGAUAAUCUGAAGCCGGAAGGAGACUUUGACCGCCCCAAGCCGAGCCCGGUUGGAAAACCAGAACGUGCUCAGAUCGUCAAGCAUGAAGAUAAUUUACGAGUAGAAGGAACCUUCGAAAGAGUGGAAAAAACCGUAUUCGUAGCAGGCGAACGUCCAAAACCGAUUAAGCCUGAUGACAAUCUACGCCCAGAAGGAGAGUUUGUGACUCCAGAGAAGCAACAGUAUCGGCCAGCAGACAGACCGAAACAAAUCAAACCUCAGGAUAAUCUUCGUCCGGAGGGAGACUUUGAGCGCCCACAUAAAUCUCCGAUCGGGCCGGGUGAACGCCCCAAACCAAUCAGGCAUGACGAUAAUCUACGACCGGAGGGUUCAUUCGAACGGCCAGAGAAGGCUACUUUCAAACCGGCGGAAAGGCCCAAACAAAUACGGCCAGAGGAUAACUUGCGCACUGAGGGUGAAUUUGAAAAGCCUGAAAAGCCACAAUUCCGCCCAGCCGAGCGUCCGAAGCAGGUUAAGCCUCAAGAUAAUCUGCAAAUUGAAGGAGACUACAACACAUUCAAGGAAUACAACGAACUGAAGCAACGAAAGGAAGCCGUGUUGAAAGAGGUGCAAGAACCAACUAUCGCUGAUGGUACCGUGCUGGUGACCACACAAACUGUCACGACCAUCCUGAAGGGAGAGAAGAAACAACCAACUGGCAAACAAAUCACAACGAGCGAGGUGCAUGACCAUGCUACCCGAUCCGAAUCGGAAUCAUUCACGCACAGCCAUACGCAACAGCAGCACCACACCAGUGAGCAGGUUUCUAGUUCUGCUGCCAUUAACCGAGCGCAGCGUAAGGAAGCUAGCAUCAACGAACGCGAUCGUACCUCUUCGCAACGAUCCACGACGAAACAUACGCAAUCGAUUCAAGACGUUUCGGACCGAAACGUUGCCGAAUCGAUAUUCAAUCAAAACCAGCAUCACGCGGUCAAUGCGAAAACGGUUGUCACCGGAAUGACACAGCAGCAAAGUCACAGCCAGAGUGUGAAAUCAUCAUCUUCUAGUUCGAAACUCCAUCAGACAAGUUCCUCCAUGCAGCAACAUUCGUCUAACAGCAGCAGUACUCAAGUGCAUCAAGACUCCCGGAUGCAUUUGCACGACGGAGAUGUGCACCAUCAAACGCAUACGAAUGGUACACUGGCUCCGUCCGAUGGACCUAAAGGAGUACACCAUCAUACACGGGAGCAAGUGACAGGGUCUCAAGUUUCUUCCUCUAGCAGCAAGAUCGUCAUCGAUGGAAAGGUCGUAACGGACCAGUCAGCUUCCUCGAAGCAGGCAACCGAAAAGCUUGCGAUCGAUGGUGUUGUUGUGACGGAUAAAAGCUUCGUCGAACGGCAGAAGACCGGAUUUGACGGUAUGGAGAGCAUUUCUAGCGCCCACAGUACACACGGCACCAGCAGCGUCCUUCACGAUGCGUCCUCCAGUUCCACUGGAAGUCACGCGACUUCCAAGUCGCACAGCCAAAUGCGCUCCUCGAACAAUAUCAUUCACGGAACCGAGUCCACGAACGGACAUUCGGUGGGACAACGAAACGGUACCCAGGCAACAACCGCCGGUCGAACGUCAUCUAGUCAAGCAACUGAGACACAAGUGAAGAAACUGAUCGGUGGAAAAUGGGUAACAAAGACGAUCAGGGCGGAAAGCAAGGCUUUGGGUAGCGAUCAACAUCAACACGGGGCUAUCAACCUGUCGCUCUCUGAUCAAGUGGAUCGGCAGCAGCAACACAGCAAGGUGUCGGGAGCGGAAAUGCAUACGCACACUGCAUCCACCUCCAGCUCGGUGGUGAGCAAAUCUGAAUCGAGCAGCACAAUGAUUAGCGAUAAGGUGGUGCAGCGUGGAGUGCGUGCGGGCGAAACAACAACCGCAUCCGCAGGCUCGCCGUCCGGACGUACAGGCGCACGGGGCAGCUCCAGCAUUGUGCUGGGAGAGUCAACAGUAGAUAGUAGCUCCUCGAAACGACAGCAAACAAGCAGCACCACCAAGCUGAUCGGUGGCAAACUGGUGCACAUGGCCCAUGCCAACGACACCAACAACAACGCCUCCACCGGAGCGACCAAAGCUUCCUCCCUCAACGCCUCGAACGCUCAUCACUCUUCGCUGCAGGAGCAUCUGUCAUCGCAGACAGCGUCGACAACAUCGGCAUCAACCGUGACGCGGUCCAGCAAAACCGAGUCGAGCAGCAGUCAGGCACAGUCCCAACAGCACUACAACCGCAAAAACACGUUCGCAUCGUCCGAAAACGUUAACAAUUCGAUCCUCUGCCGGCCGGCACAAACUUCCACCGCGACCACGACCCAGCACGCCGCCAACGGAGUCGCCGGAGGCAUGAGUGUAUCCGGUUCGAUCCAGCGCAAGAGCAUCUCCAACCUGAACGACAGUGCGAUGUACUCGACCACGAACCGCACCAGCUACAGUUCGCUGCACCGACGCGGCAAAGAAUCGGUCGAGUCAAGGAUGCAGGACUACUCAAAAACGCUCGAAACCGGCACGAUCAGCAGCCGGACGGUUCGGGGCCAGCCCUGUGCACCGCCGACGCUGGCCGGUACGGGAUUGGCCGGCAGCAGUAGUACGACCACGAGCUCUAGCACAUCGGCGGCGAAUCAGAAAUCGCUGCGUGACUAUCACUCGGCCAUGAACGUGGCGCGCAGCUCGACGAAGGCGAACGCAUCGAGCAUCUCGUUCGGUGACGACAAGUUCCGCGGCACCAGCUCCUACAAGGUGCAGUACAUCCAGCAACAUGAGGGACGCUGUCCAGCCGCCGUACACGACAACUUAAAGCUAUCGAAGGUCACGAAACAGCACACGUACUACGUGCGGGACAAGCAGUAGAAGCGUUUUAGUGCGCAAAGCUGCCGGAACUUGUUAUCUUUUUUGCUAUUCAUUUUAUUUGUUUCCCUUUUUACUUCUUCUAAUGUUUGGAUGUGAUCAAUGAUUUAGUCUGAGAUACACGGCUUAUACUAUUAUUGAACCUUAUCAACGACUCAUACGACAACGAAACGUUCAGCAUUCUCUUCAAACACUCCAGAGAAAGACUAAUCGUCGAAUAUAAGUGACGCAUUAUAUAUACUGCAUUAUUAUUCUCAACAUGUUACGAUAGUUUAUGCUUUUUUUAAUAAAUCAAAAAAAUAUAUAACAUA
This is a messenger RNA of Anopheles moucheti, 10275 nucleotides long. It is a transcript of the gene Sdb, whose product is annotated as titin. The record is from RefSeq and is a predicted model, not a curated record. Gene Ontology annotation, molecular function: microtubule binding. The transcript has 2 exons. Lineage: Eukaryota; Metazoa; Arthropoda; Insecta; Diptera; Culicidae. Bases 47 to 9967 code for a protein of 3306 amino acids. Gene Ontology annotation, biological process: microtubule anchoring. Gene Ontology annotation, cellular component: ciliary basal body; sperm flagellum; cytoskeleton.